Molecule: messenger RNA, 2148 nt
Organism: Lodderomyces theae
Lineage: Eukaryota; Fungi; Ascomycota; Pichiomycetes; Serinales; Debaryomycetaceae
Gene: RGD1
Product: Rgd1p
Exons: 1
Coding region: 1-2148 (715 amino acids)
Biological process (GO): signal transduction; regulation of GTPase activity
Cellular component (GO): cytoplasm
Source: RefSeq, a predicted model, not a curated record
AUGGAUGAUAAAAGAGAACAAAAUAUCCCUGCACAGACAUCAACUUCGUCAAAUACCGACUCAAAUGCACCAAAGGUAAGCGUAUCCAAUACAUCGCUAAACUCUGGCACAACUCUUAAUAACAGUGUUAACAACAACAACAACAACAAUAAGAACAACAGUGCAAACAACACUACCCAAAACACAGCCUCCAAUGACUCGACCAAUCUACUUAAUAACGACAGGAUAAAAGCAAUCUUAAACAGCGAUUCAGCACUUGAUGUACUUCUGGAACGCUUGAAGCAAAGUUUAUCGUCAGCUGAAGAGUUUAGUAAAUUCAUUAAAAAGAAAGCCCAAAUAGAAGAUGAUCACUAUACUCAAUUGAAGAAGUUUGCCGGUCAUAUUAGAACUAGUAUGAAGAAUAAUAGCAAGAAUUUGAAAAACGACUCGCUACAACAUCAAAUGGAUAAGAUUAUUGGAUUUGACGAAAGUUUAUCUGGAGUUGGGUCGAGUUAUGUGACUGCGUUGAAUACGAUGUAUGACGAAUUGACCUCUUUGAUACACACCAUAACCAGAUCGAGAAAGACAAUCAAGGAUGAAUACAGACGAAAAGAUAAGGAGUGCAUGGAUGCCAUUUCUGCAGCUGACAAAGCCAAGACGAGAUACAAUCACUUGUGCGAAGAUUUAGAAAGACUCAAGAGUUCAGACCCUUCUAAAAAGUCAUUUAGUUUGAAAAACAAAACAGUUGAACAACAAGAGGAUGAUUUGCAACGGAAAGUCGACCUUGCUGACCAAGAGUACAAAUCCAAAGUUGCCACAUGCAAGAAACUCAAAGAUGAAAUAUUGGUCUUGCAUCGUCCCAAUAAUGCCAAAAAAUUGAAGAAUUUGAUUUUGGAGAUGGACAUUGCUUUGAAUGUACAACUUCAAAAGUAUGCCACAUACAACGAAACUUUGAUUAUGAACUCGGGUGUUUUAAUCAGUCCUUUACAAGCUACAAAAUCCUCAAUGAAAGCAAUGGCCAGCUCCAUAGACAAUGAACGAGACUUGUACAAGUACUUGUUGGCAAAUGGCUCUAAUACUAGCAACAAGUCACUUGUACCCAUUGAUUACCAUGUACACCCAUCACUAGUGAAGACCAAAGAUAUUGGUAAACCAUUCUUGACCAAUAAUGAUCGAAAUGUUUCCAAUAGUGCCAGCAACAUAAAAGCUGCCGUGUCAGGCAACCAAUGGAACAACGACAAAUCAAACACAAACGCAAACAUCAAUGACAAAAGCAACAUUAGCCAUGCCAAUAGUAACAAUCACAGUGGAUACAGUGUGGGAACCAACAACAAAUCAAGUACUGAAUCCGCCACCAACUCAGCUCCAUAUGCUGGAGUUUACGCCGCGCCAAAACCAAUCAGCGGCAGCACCCCAUUGAACUCAUCCACAUCCGAUUCACAAGCGGGCAACCCACCCCUGGGCUAUUCUUCAUUGGACCCCGGUAGCCAACCAUCCACACCAAACCUCAAUGGACCAAAGCCAUUCAACUCGACGCCUUCAUUUAAGCAACCUACAUUUGGAGUCUCAAUUGAGGAUGUCAUUCAAUUUGCUGGUGUUGACAAUGUGCCACUAGUUGUACGUAGGUGCAUUGAUGUGAUUGAAUCCUAUGGAAUUGAUCUUGUUGGUAUAUACAGAACAAGUUCCAAUGUCAAUCAAGUGCAGAAACUACGCGAAUCGAUUGAUUCCAAUUUCACCAACUAUUUACUCAUUGGUAAAGAUAUCGAUGAAUCAAAUAUCAUUGACUCGGAUGUGUUUUGUGUUGCUUCUUUACUCAAGUAUUAUUUUGCCAAUUUGCCUGAACCGUUAGUGACUUCCGCUGCAUCUCAAUCAUUUAUCGACACGGUGAAGUUGAACGAUGAGCAUUUGAUUCACAAGAAGCUACACCAUUUGGUGUUUAGUCUACCCGAUGGCGCUUAUUUCACAUUGAGAGCUUUAAUUUUCCAUUUGAACAAAAUUGCUGCUAAUGAAGCCAGGAAUAGAAUGAAUACCAAGUCUUUGUCCAUCAUUUGGGGACCGGUGAUUUUUAACAAUAAUUCAACAAGUGCUCAGGAUUUGAGUUUCAAGAGUAAAGUUGUCGAAGAGUUGAUGACUAUCGCCACCGAUAUUUUUGAAGUUGAUGAAGAGUAG